This is a messenger RNA of Macadamia integrifolia, 1447 nucleotides long. Its product is annotated as mogroside IE synthase-like. The coding region runs from base 12 to 1385 and encodes 457 amino acids. The transcript has 2 exons. NCBI's taxonomy places the organism in Eukaryota, Viridiplantae, Streptophyta, Magnoliopsida, Proteales, Proteaceae. The record is from RefSeq and is a predicted model, not a curated record. Gene Ontology annotation, molecular function: UDP-glycosyltransferase activity.
AACUCAAGACAAUGGAGACAGUAGAGCAAACCCAUGAGGCUCAUGUUCUAGUUGUCAUCUUGUCCAUUCAAGGCCACAUAAACCCACUUCUUCAGUUCUCAAAGAGACUCUUCUCCAAAGGUAUCAAGGUCAGACUAGCCAUUACCACCUCUGUUGCCAAGUCCAUGCACACCAAAGUUUGCCCUAUUAGUUUUGAGACAUUCUCUGAUGGCUAUGAUGAUGGGUUUAAGAAAGAAGAUGGAAUUGAAAGCUAUCUUGAGAGAUCUAAACUUGUUGGGUCACAAACCUUAGGGGAUCUCAUCAAGAAACUUGAAAGGUUGGGUAAUCCUAUUAGUUGUGUUGUUUAUGAUUCAUUCUAUCCAUGGGUUCUUGAUGUAGCUAAACAAUUCAACUUGCCUGGUGCUUCUUUCUUCACCCAAUCGUGUGCUGUCUGCAACAUUUACUACCAUGUUCAACAAGGUCUACUGAAGGUACCUGUGGAUUCUCCAACAGUUUCCAUUCCAGGAUUGCCACUGCUUGCUAUUGCUGAUUUGCCAUCUUUUGUUUCUGUCUAUGGAUCCCACCCUGGAGUUCGUACCAUAAUCUUGAAUCAGUUCUCCAACAUUGAUAAAGCUGAUUGGCUUCUCUUCAACACAUUUGACAGGUUAGAGGAUGAGGUGGUCAAAUGGAUGUCAAAUCUCUGGCCAAUCAAGACAGUUGGACCAACUGUACCUUCUAUUUAUCUAGACAAGAGGAUUGAAAAAGACAAAGAUUAUGGUCUUGACCUUUUUGACCCAAGGAGUGAAAUCUGCAUGAACUGGCUAAACAAGAGGGAAACUAAUUCUGUCAUCUAUGUUUCUUUUGGAAGCACUGCUUCAGUUGCUGAAGAACAGAUGAAGGAAAUAGCAUGGGCUCUUAAGGGGGGAAACAAGUAUUUCUUAUGGGUAGUGAGGGAAUCAGAGAAAAGAAAGCUUCCUAGUGAUUUUGCAGAAGAAGUAUGGGAGAAGGGGUUGGUGGUGCAAUGGUGCCCUCAGUUGGAGGUGUUGUCCCACAAGGCUGUGGGAUGUUUUGUUACACAUUGUGGAUGGAAUUCAACGCUGGAGUCAUUGUGCUUAGGUAUACCAAUGGUGGAGUUGCCACAAUGGAGUGAUCAGACCACGAAUGCGAAGUUUGUUGAGGAUGAAUGGGAAGUAGGACUGAGAACUAAGGUUGAUGAAAAUGGGAUUUCGAGAAGAGAAGAAAUAGAGGUCUGUAUAAGGGAAGUUACAGAGGGAGAGAAAGGAAAAGAAAUGAGAAUGAAGUGUGAUAAGUGGAAACAACUUGCCAAAGAAGCAGUAGAUGAAGGUGGAAGUUCAGAUAAGAACAUUGAAGAAUUCAUCCGGAGUAUGUUAUGCACUAUAAGGUGACUAUUUAGACAUUGAAGAAAUAAAUUUCCUUACUUUGGUGUGAACACAUGCUAGCCCUAGUU